UUUUCUUGCGAUGAAACCACACGUGACACAAAAGAUCAACAGAGUGCAGCAGGGCAUUGUGGGUACUGCGUCCAAAAAGCACGUUGGUGAUCCAGCAUGGCAGGGAAAAACAAGAGGAAGCUGGAGGAUCUCAGUGUAGAUGAGUUCCUGUUGUCUGGGUUUGAUUCUUUUGAGGGUGAUGACUCUGAAAAUGAGAUUCCAGAGUGUGGAUCAGAGGAGCAGGCUGUAUCUCAGGAGAAGUCUAUAAAGAAGGGCAAGGCAUCUGAACACAAAGACCAGCUCUCCAGACUAAAGGACAGAGAUCCAGAGUUCUACAAGUUUUUGCAAGAGAACGACCAGAAGCUUCUGAAUUUUGAUGACACAGAUAGUUCAGAGGAUGAAGAGGAACAGAAGUAUCACAAACUCCCCACUGAACUACAGGUGGCCAGCUCAGAUGAGGAGGAAGCAGAUGAAAAGACUGAAAAGGCCAAGAAGACUGCAGACAAGAGCACAAAAGUCACAGCUAAGAUGAUUGAGGAGUGGAGAACAGAGCUCAAGAAAGACACUUCUGCACGCUUGAUAAGGGACAUCACACAAGCCUUCAAGGCUGCAGUGGCAACUACGAAAGGAGACAGUGAAGAUAAGUGUCGUUACACUGUGGCAGAUAGUUCAAUAUUCAAUGCGCUGAUCCUGCUCUGCAUAAAGGAUAUGCAUGGUGCCCUGAACAAACUGUUAAAUCUCAAAGCUCCAGAGAAAGACCAGAAAAAAUUAAUAAUGCCUUCUUCAAGUCCCAGGUGGCAGAAAAAUCAGAUUGACAUUAAAAUGUACCUAAGCGGUCUCGUCCAGCUCCUCUCUAGCCUAACUGAGUCAACAGUUACUGCUGCAGUUCUCCGUCAUGCCAACCAGAUGGUGCCCUACUACCUCUGUCUGCCUAAACAGGGACGACAGCUGCUGAAGCAAUUAAUAAAGCAGUGGAGCACAGGCGAGGAGACGGUGCGUGUGCUGGCCUUCCUGGCUCUGAACAAGAUCUGUCGCCACAAGCAGAGUGUAUAUUUAAACCCUGUUCUAAAGCAAAUGUACAUCGCCUACGUCCAGAACUGCAAGUUCACCUCUCCCAACUCGCUCCCCAUAAUAAACUUCAUGCAGCGCACCCUGGCAGAGAUGUACUCUCUGGACACGCAGAUCUCUUACCAGCAUGGCUUCAUCUACAUCCGACAGCUCGCCAUCCACCUACGAAACGCAAUGAACAUGAAGAAGAAGGAGACGUAUCAGUCAGUGUAUAACUGGCAGUAUGUGCACUGUCUGUAUCUGUGGUGUCGGGUGCUGAGCACUGUUUACCCCAGUGAAGUGCUGGAGCCACUCAUCUACCCUCUGUGCCAAGUCAUCGUCGGCUGCAUCAAGUUGGUGCCCAUUUCCCGGUACUAUCCAUUACGGUUACAUUGCGUCAGAGCUCUCAUCCUGCUUUCCGGCAGCACCAAGACCUUUGUGCCAGUGCUGCCGUUCCUGCUGGAGAUUCUUCAGCAGGAAGACUUCAAUAAAAAACCAGGACGCAUGAGUGUCAAACCCAUUAACUUUGCUGUGAUCCUCAAACUCAGCAAGACCAACCUGCAGGAGAAGGCUUUCAAGGAUGGCCUGAUUGAGCAGCUGUAUGACCUCAUACUGGAGUACUUCCACACCCAGGCCCACACCGUUGGAUUUCCUGAGCUUGCUCUGCCUACCAUUAUCCAGCUGAAAGCUUUCCUGAAAGAAUGCAAAGUGGCCAAUUACUGCAAGCAGAUUCGCCAGCUGCUGGAGAAGGUACAGGAGAACUGCAGCCACAUCACAAGCCGGAGACAGAAGGCUGCUUUUGGUGUAGCUGACGCUAUGGCUGUGGCUGUGUGGGAGAAGCAGGUAGCGGAGGAAGGAACUCCUCUAACGAAGUACUUCAGCCAGUGGAAGAAGCUCAGAGAGAAGGAGAUUCAGCUGGAGAUUUCUGGAAAAGAAAGGAUGGAAGACUUGAACUUCCCUGAAAUCAAGCGCAAGAAGCUUCAAGAAAAGAAUGAAGACAAGAAGGAGUUCAAAGGUCUUUUUGAUUCAGACAGCGAUUCAGAUGAUGAUGACCUAAUGCACAAACUUAAAGAUGAGGACGACGAUGACGUUGAAGGCCUUGAAGACCUCUCAGACCUGAGUGAUGACGACGAUGAUGACGAUGAUGCUUCAGAGGUAGAGGGAGACUCAGAUGGCAGUGAGGCAAAGGCUUCUACUUCUAAAGGAAAAGCACCGAAGCAGGUUUCUGGAUUGGAUCUGCAGGAGCUAGCAGAGGGAGAUGAGGACGUGGUGGAAGACCUGGAGCUUUCUGACCAAGACUGAGGACCUCAAUAAACCAGUAAUGCAACCAGGGACUGGACAUCCUGUUUGUCGAGAUGCAGAUAUUCAUCAUGUGAUUAAAAAACUGAAGGUUAUUUGGCUUUUGCACAGUUCAGCUGGGAGCAGUCAACCAGACACCUGAGUUCAGGAUUAAAGUUUCUGUAUUUCAAAACGAAACACA
This is a messenger RNA of Colossoma macropomum (tambaqui), 2506 nucleotides long. It is a transcript of the gene noc2l, whose product is annotated as NOC2-like nucleolar associated transcriptional repressor. The coding region runs from base 97 to 2328 and encodes 743 amino acids. Lineage: Eukaryota; Metazoa; Chordata; Actinopteri; Characiformes; Serrasalmidae. Gene Ontology annotation, molecular function: transcription corepressor activity; histone binding. Gene Ontology annotation, cellular component: nucleolus; Noc2p-Noc3p complex; nucleoplasm. The transcript is spliced from 19 exons. The record is from RefSeq and is a predicted model, not a curated record. Gene Ontology annotation, biological process: negative regulation of transcription by RNA polymerase II; ribosomal large subunit biogenesis.